AUUCCAUCCCCUCAUUCCACAAAUAAAAAUCAUAAAGUGGGGAAAAACUCUACUUUUCUCUAAAAAUUACACCCCCCACCCCCGCCCUCAACAUCGUCUCCAAUCUUCUCAUCUCCGAUGCAGAAAAGUCCCAAAAUUAUCUGAAAAAAUGCAGUUCCUGUUCUUCUCAUAAUGACCUAAUCCCGGCAUUCCCCCCAAAAAAAAAAACGAACCAAAGCCCUAGAAAACAUCCAAUCUUUGCAAAUCUCAAUGUUCUGAGCUCCAUCACCCCCAAAUUCGACCUCGGAUCCGGAUCCGGAUCCGACAGCGAUGGCGGCGGAGCAGGAGGCGGAAUGCAACCCCGUGAAGAAACCGGGGCCCGUUUCCAUGGAUCACGUGCUUCUAGCCCUAAGAGAAACGAAGGAAGAGCGCGAGGUUCGAAUCAGGAGUUUGUUCAGCUUCUUCGAUUCCGAAGGGAAAGGGUCCCUCGAUUACGCGCAGAUCGAGGCGGGGCUCUCGGCGCUGAGGAUUCCGGCGGAAUAUAAGUAUGCAAGGGAUUUGCUGAAGGUUUGUGAUUCAAAUAGGGAUGGGAGGGUGGAAUAUCACGAGUUUAGGAGGUACAUGGAUGAUAAGGAGCUGGAAUUGUACCGGAUUUUUCAGGCAAUUGAUGUGGAGCAUAAUGGGUGUAUCUUGCCAGAGGAGCUUUGGGAUGCGCUCGUCAGGGCCGGAAUUGAAAUCGAUGAUGAGGAACUCGCUCGCUUUGUAGAGCAUGUAGAUAAGGAUAACAAUGGAAUUAUAACUUUCGAGGAAUGGAGGGAUUUUCUACUGUUAUGUCCUCAUGAGGCAACAAUCGAGAACAUAUAUCCGUACUGGGAAAGAGUGUGCCUUGUGGAUAUUGGUGAACAGGCUGUUAUACCGCAUUCAAAUGCAAGCAAAUACUUGAUUGCAGGUGGUGUAGCUGGAGCAACCUCUCGAACAGCUACAGCUCCUCUUGAUCGUCUUAAAGUGGUGAUGCAAGUGCAGACAAAAAAAACAAAAAUUAUACCAGCAAUAAAGGACAUAUGGAAAGAUGGUCGGUUUUUGGGAUUUUUCAGAGGGAAUGGGUUAAAUGUGAUGAAGGUUGCCCCUGAAAGUGCAAUAAGAUUUUACAUGUAUGAAAUGCUAAAAACUGCCAUCGUAAAUGCCAGAGGUGAAGAGAAGAAUGACAUUGGUGCUUCUGGGCGCCUUAUUGCUGGUGGAUUCGCAGGUGCCAUUGCACAAACUGCUAUUUAUCCUAUGGAUCUUGUUAAAACUCGGCUGCAGACAUAUAAUUGUUUUAGUGGGAAAGUCCCUAGUCUUCCUAAACUCUCAAAAGAUAUAUGGGUGCAUGAAGGACCUCGAGCCUUUUAUAGAGGCCUUGUCCCUUCUCUUCUUGGAAUGAUACCAUAUGCAGGCAUAGAUCUGGCAGCAUAUGAAACAUUAAAAGAUAUGUCAAGAAAGUAUAUUCUUAAAGAUAGCGAACCUGGUCCUCUUAUCCAACUAGGUUGUGGAACAAUUUCGGGGGCUCUAGGGGCUACAUGUGUUUAUCCCUUGCAGGUUAUCAGAACAAGAAUGCAAGCCCAGAACACCAAUUCAGCCACUGCAUAUAAAGGAAUGUCUGAUGUUUUCUGGAGAACACUUCAGCAUGAAGGUUUUAUCGGAUUUUAUAAAGGGAUAUUCCCAAAUCUUCUCAAAGUGGUGCCUUCUGCAAGUAUUACGUAUCUUAUUUAUGAAACAAUGAAAAAAAGUCUUUCUCUUGAUUAAAGGACAUUAUUUUUUUUCCUGAUAGCCAUCUUGAUUGACAUGGCUGACUAUAGAGUUUAUGAUGACGAUAAAGAGGAUACUGAUUCAGUAGGUGAAAUGAAUGUUUCAAUUAUAACAAAGUACUUCUUUGGGAUAAAAGUAUAGGUUUUGUUAGCGGCUUUUUUUGCGGUCCUCGAUGGAUGUAAUAAGAACAAGACACCUGGGUUUCAUGCUCAAGAUCUGACAUUGGUCCCAGUUUGGCCUUUCAACAAUCUGGAGUUUGUUCACUUUCUCGGGGCAAGCCAUGUUGUCGGGGAAUGAGUGUGUAUUACUGCUAGUUCAUUCUGGCACGUCUGCUGAAGAUGUUCCUGGCUUACAUUUAAAAAUUUUGAUAUAUUUUUCGGUUA
Asparagus officinalis (garden asparagus) is the source of this 2147-nucleotide messenger RNA. Its product is annotated as calcium-binding mitochondrial carrier protein SCaMC-1-like. Gene Ontology annotation, biological process: transmembrane transport. The coding region runs from base 310 to 1761 and encodes 483 amino acids. The record is from RefSeq and is a predicted model, not a curated record. Gene Ontology annotation, molecular function: ATP transmembrane transporter activity; calcium ion binding. The transcript is spliced from 5 exons. NCBI's taxonomy places the organism in Eukaryota, Viridiplantae, Streptophyta, Magnoliopsida, Asparagales, Asparagaceae.